Umbelopsis ramanniana AG is the source of this 951-nucleotide messenger RNA. RefSeq lists its product as uncharacterized. NCBI's taxonomy places the organism in Eukaryota, Fungi, Mucoromycota, Umbelopsidomycetes, Umbelopsidales, Umbelopsidaceae. Gene Ontology annotation, biological process: proteolysis. Gene Ontology annotation, molecular function: aspartic-type endopeptidase activity. The annotation marks the transcript as partial. The transcript is spliced from 2 exons. The record is from RefSeq and is a predicted model, not a curated record.
UAUUAUGGAGAAAUAACUAUCGGCGAGCCUCCACAGCCAUUUAAUGUUGUGUUCGACACAGGAAGUUCAGAUUUAUGGGUAAUAGCAGAGGAAUGCAUAACGGAAACUGCAUGCCAUAACCAUCGUCGAUUCAUUAGCAGUUCGUCUAAAACCUUGGUCACCAGUGACGACUCUUUCCAAAUACAAUAUGGAAGUGGAGCAGUUGCAGGAGAAAUCGGAUACGAUACAGUGACACUCUCCGGAAUGCAGCUACGAAAUCAAACAUUUGCUAUGGCAUCGACUGUGUCAGAACAAUUUGCGAUAUCCCCCUUUGAUGGAAUAUUAGGUCUAGGAUUUUCUUCCAUUAGUACAUCAGGAGAACAAACACCGAUUCAAAACAUGAUUGCCAAUAACCUAUUGGACGAACCGUUAUUUGCCAUCUAUGCAACCGAGAAAGGUGGAGAGAUCGAUUUCGGGGCCAUCGAUCAAUCUCGACUCCAAGGUGGCGAGGUGGUGUACAGCCCGGUAAUAGAGAAAGGCUACUGGACUAUCGAGAUGGAACAAUUCGGCAUCAACAACGAGAGAGUUGGAGACAGCAGACGGGUGGUGGUGGAUACUGGCACAAGUCUCAUCGUUGCACCAGUGGUAGACGCAGAGGCCAUCCAUGAGUUGAUCCCUGGAGCGGUUGCCAUUGGUGACUCUACUUAUACCAUACCCUGUUCGCUUAAAACCUCGGAUAUCGAGGUCCAGUUUAAGAUCAGCGGAAAUGUUUUCAGACUAAAAGCAUCAGAUUUUAUAAUGCGUCCUAUUGAUACCAAGAGGGUGAUGUGCCAAUCCGGUAUUUCUGCUCUAGACUUCAACCAAAAUGUCCCAACAUGGGUUUUCGGUGAUGUGUUCUUCCGCAAGUAUUACACGAUAUUUGAUAUUGGACGCUCUCGUGUAGGAUUCGCACUCGGUGGGCCGGGAAAAUGA